Molecule: messenger RNA, 4401 nt
Organism: Coregonus sp. 'balchen'
Lineage: Eukaryota; Metazoa; Chordata; Actinopteri; Salmoniformes; Salmonidae
Source: the annotation of a GenBank genome assembly
AUGGAUUACGACUUCAAAACAAAGCUCGCGGCCGAACGAGAAAAGGUAGAAGAUCUGUUCGAAUAUGAAGGUUGCAAAGUGGGUCGAGGCACCUACGGGCACGUUUAUAAAGCUAAGCGCAAAGACGGGUAAGAUUCUGAAAACGGUAUUGUUUACUCAAACUGAUUGCAGAAUGCUAAAAUGUAAAAUGGACAGACUACAUUUGAACCACCCUGAGCGCUGCCAGUGUCUGUGUUUUUGUUUUCAUGUACGCACUCACUCACUCGCAACGGUCCUCCCCCAAAACAACACAGCGAUGAUGUUUAUUAUUUGACACACUACUUUCAACAUUAGUUAUUUAUAUAAGCCUAAUAUCGCUAGUAGAAACGUGUAGGCUUUGAUCUUGGUCAACUUGGCUAAGUCAUUGCUGCUUAAAAUAAUAAUAUCAUAUUAUUGCCAAGAUCUCUCAAGAGUACUCAAACAGUCGAACUCGAUGCAAUGCUUAACUCCUUUUGGUGCUUGAAUGCAAAUAAAAAAAAGUGGCACAGCAAUGAAUAGAAUAUACAUGUUUGGCUAAUAAUUUAUUAUUACGGUUUUCUAAUAUGGAUAAAAGACUCAUAUCAAACUUCAAACAAUGACUAUUUUUGUCAUUUGUGCAGUUCCUGUUCCUAAUUGACCACUUACUUUGCAAAGUCACCAACAUUUUUGUGGGAUCAUUUAAAAUAUAUUUAAAAGUAUUUUCCUGCACAAGCAAGUGAUUUUGCUGUGUUUGAUUCUCAUUUGUGCACCAAUCUCAUGAUAUGCCUGGACAUUUCCACUUUCCCUCCAAUCUGGGGAGAAGUCUAUGAUAGACUUCUCCCCAGAUUGGAGGGAAAGUGGAAAUGUACUCUAUGCUAUUUCGGUUUUGAGGGGGGGGGAGGGGGGGGGGUAGAUCACUAUAUCACACUAUCAUUAGCCUAUAAUGGGCCAUUAAGCCUAUUAGCCCAAUCAGAUAGGUAUAUAGGACAUAGGAACUCAUCUGCACUGAUCAAUCAAUACUGGAGGUAAUACAGUAUAUCACCUCCAGUAUUGAUUGAUCAGUGCAGAUGAGUUCCUAUGUCCUAAAUGCCUAUCUGAUUGGGCUAAUAGGCUUAAUAGCCUAUUAUAGGCUAAUGAUUAUAAAACGAUCCCUCGUUUAGGGAAGUCAGUGUAAUAUGGAUCUUUUGGCCAUAGUAGCAGAAUAUAUCCUAUCUGUAAUAAACAAGUUGACAAUUUCAAUGGCAAUGCACAGUUGAGGGAGGUUUUUUUUCUCCAUUUACCGCCAACUGGUGAUUUGGCAUUGGGCCUUUUGGCACGAAAGUCGUAUUUUCACGGAAUGUGGGCGAGGGAGCGUAAACAGGGCAGGACCAAAAUUGGAAAGCUGAACUUUAUGCAAAUAAUCUGCGAUAUAGCAAACGCUAUUGACCAAUUGAAGCUAAUUUUAGCUUCCAGCCCCUACUGGAUUGGCUGUUGAUACCUAGCACUACCUAGCCUGCUUGCUAGCACCCACAUGAGGGCGAAGUUAGCGUGGCUAUCCGAAUUAUCAUGUUAUGUGGAAAUGCACUGUAAUCUAAUUCUGUUGCUCAGGGCGCAUGCUAGUGUUGCGUUCCUCUCAUUUACUGCGAAAACCCCCGCCUGCUUUUUCUUGCAGGUAGCGUCACCUGUCGUUCGAGUAGCCUGACAAAACACCUGAUAUUUUUUGACAAUUUGCGCAUUCAUUUAUGUAAUUUGUAGGCCUACACAAUUGUAGGCUUACUAAUAUUAAUAGAUAAAGGGACUUCUCUAUUUAGUUAAUCAAUAUUCUGGAUAGUGUCUCUGUCAACAUGAAGAUAGCCUACUGCUCAACUAGGCCCUACAAUCCUUAUCGUUGACCUAGCCAAUAUUUAGAGAAACUGAGACAUAGUGUCAUUGUUGUUGCUGAUUGUUCAGUGAUGCAUGCUUUCAGGGGUGGUGCAGGAGGCCUGGCUGACGCAAUUUACGUGACUCACGGCGAUGGAGAGCUGUGACACACUAAUGUCAGAAGGACUUAAAGUUAGGUGUUAGCCAAACUAUUAGGCCUAGCUCAGGGGAGAACGACUGCCCCCUCGCAUUGAGAAUAUCAGGUUGAAGGCCGACCGCGGUACUGCAGGCAUUGUUUCCAGAAAACAGGAUCCCCCAUUAUAAUGAAUGGGGAAAUGGCUAUCUUCGUGGUCAAUAUUCGUGGAUAAAAAAUAAUAAUUUUGGAACACAAUCAUGGUUCCAAUAAUUGCUUCUAUUUCACCAGAUGUUUGUCCUUGAACCGAUUACUUUAAAAUCACACACAGACAAAGUUAUAAGGAUAAUUUAGUUGCUAAUGGCAGCCUGCAGUACCUCGGUCGGCCUUCAAUUUGAGAUACUCCAUGACAGGGGGCAGCACUGAGCUAGCCUGCAACCUCACUUCCUACUUGCUGAAAUGACACCUCCUGAUCAUCAAAUGCACCACUGUUCAUUCUCAUAGGAAACAAUGGGGUGAUGUCAUCGAUGGCUUCGUCCAUAUUUUUACAGUCUAUGGCCUAGCCUUUUAGUUGCUAAUGCUUGCCCUUAAUACAGAGUAUUUGAACCACAUGUUUAAGAAAACUAAUGGCCAGCAACCAGUCAAUGUAUUUUGUGAUGGCACCUCAUGUAUUGUAAUAAAGGCACAUUUUCUUGAUCCAUCCUUGCUGGUCAGAAAUAUGAAACACUUUUCAUGCAAAGUUUGGCCUAGUAUAUUUGUUUCGUUUUUGUCUUAUAAAACUUGGUAAUUGUCAGUGGAACAUAUUGAGACUUUUUAGUCUUCUGUUGGUUUUUCAGUAAGGUCUUCCAACAGUCAGCAGUUAGCAAUAAAUUGCAGAAGUAGCACUUUGAUGAGGUGUGCUUUCUCUCUGUAAACAGAAGAGGGAGUGUCUCUAUCCACAUGUAUGUGAAUUUAGGAAUGUGAGUCAGGAUUAUGGCCAGAUGAGUGUAGUGGCCAUGCAGGCUUUUUGUGAGGCACAAAAGGCAGCCUGUGGACUGUGUGUGACAGCCUUAAGGCGUCAGCAUGCUUCAGUUCGGCUGGCGACUAGCUAACCAAAUGAGUGUGCUCGCAUACUCCCUUAAAAGACCUUCGCUUGAAAAACAGUUCAUCUUUCCCUCGAUCCUGACUAGUCUCCCAGUCCCUGCCGCUGAAAAACAUCCCCACAUCAUGAUGCUGCCACCACCAUGCUUCACCGUAGGGAUGGUGCCAGGUUUCCUCCAGACAUGACUCUUGGCAUUCAGGCCAAAGAGUUCAAUCUUGUUUCUCAUGGUCUGAGAGUCUUUUAGGUGCCUUUUGGCAAACUUCAAGCGGGCUGCCUUUUACUGAGGAGUGCCUUCCGUCUGGCCACUCUACCAUGAAGGCCUGAUUGGUGGAGUUCUGCAGAGAUGGUUGUCCUUCUGGAAGGUUCUUCCAUCUAAACAGAGGAACUCUGGAGCUCUGUCAGAGUGACCAUCAGGUUCUUGGUCAUCUCCCUGACCAAAGCCCUUCUCCCCCGAUUGCUCAGUUUGGCCGGGCAGCCAGCUCUAGGAAGAGUCUUGGUGGUUCCAAACUUCUUCCAUUUAAGAAUGAUGGAGGCCACUGUGUUCUUGGGGAACUUCAAUGCUGCAGAAAUGUUUUGGUACCCUUCCCCAGAUCUGUGCCUCAACACAAUCCUGUCUCGGCGCUCUACGGACAAUUCCUUCGACCUCAUGGCUUGGUUUAUGCUCUGACAUGCACUGUCAACUGUGGGACCUUAUAUAGAUAGGUGUGUUUUCUUCAUUGGCAGGCACAUCUCUUCAAUGCAUUUUUCCCACCACCAGCAGGUUUUUACAAGGGCACAGGAAUACCCUCAGAAUACAAUGUCAAGAUAAAAUCCCUCUGAUUUUUCCUGACACUGCAUUUAUUAAAUAAAAUCCUAUUUAUCUUUGAUCAUUCUGAUUCUGCACUGUGUGUGCUAUGAGCUCGGUAUGUAGGCAAUGGUUGAAGCCAGAGCGUGUGUUUGCAUUAGAGGGUGAAAUGCAGAUAGAUGGUAAUGAGAGGCUGCACUCAACAACAACAGAGCACACCUGUGGCAAAUGAAUAGCUGUCUUCAGCCAGAGGAUAUUGCUAUUGGCAGGGAUUCCAUAAGAACACAUCGAGCAGUCCAUCUCCAUAAUUUUCAUAUCCCCUGUCCUUUCUGACUCUCAUAAACACACAACCUUCAAUACCUGAUAUGGUAUUGUAUUAAUCUAUCUAUGCUCAAGAACAAGGGAUUUGUCCCUGUGUUACAUUGCCAAAGAAUUAAAGCUGGUUUGUGAUGUCCUGUUUUUUUUUCUUCCUUUUGUCUGUUUCUCUGCAGGAAAGAUGAGAAAGAGUAUGCGCUGAAGCAAAUUGAAGGCACUGGAAUAUCGAUGUCUGCUUGCAGGGAAAUUGCU